Messenger RNA from Blepharisma stoltei, 1350 nucleotides. NCBI's taxonomy places the organism in Eukaryota, Ciliophora, Heterotrichea, Heterotrichida, Blepharismidae. The record is from the annotation of a GenBank genome assembly.
AUGUCAUCUGGAAGUGAGUUUGAAGAAUACGAAUACGACAGUGACAAAGAAGGGUGGUCAGAUGAAGAAGACGUUGACGAAGAGCUUGUCACAAUUGAAAACACUUUCUACGAAGCCGACGACAUCAAAAAGACAAAUCCAGAAGAUGCUUUAACAGGCUUUCUCAAAGUUCUUGAGCUUGAAGGCAACAGGCCUGAGUCAGAGCAGCAAUGGCGAUUCAAAGCUUUAAAAAAUGUUGUAGUUCUCGAGUGCACUCUAGGUUUUUAUGAGCCAAUGUGUUCUCACCUCGCAGAACUUAUCGGCCUGAUCGACACAGUGGCUAGCAACGACGCAACAGACGCUAUCAACUCCAUCAUCGACGUCUCUAGCAAAAUCACUGACCCAACCUACUCUAUGCGAGUCUUAAGUAUGAUUCUUGAAAAGCUCAAAGAAAGCGGAAAAUCUCGUCUUGUCUUCAACACUCAAACCAAGCUUGCAAAGCUCUAUCUCGAAAGAAAUGACGUCGAAAACGCAGAAAGCACUAUAUCAGAGCUAGUCAGUUCUUGCCAUCUGCCUAAUGGACAGGUUGAUAAUUCAAAGUCUCAGAGCUUAUUAGAAGCUUAUGCGCUGGAAAUUCAAUUAUGCACAGUUACUAAAAACUCGAAAAGGAUGAAAGAGAUUUUUAAGAAAACAGAAUCCCUCAAUGCUGAUGUGACUGAUCCUAGAAUUAUUGGAGUAAUCAGAGAAAGCGGCAGCAGGAUGUAUAUGAGUGAGAAAUCAUGGGAUAAAGCCCUUACUGAGCUUUUUGAAGCUUUUAAGUGUUAUCAAGAGGUAGGAAACCCUCGUGCGAAAACUAUUUUGAAAUAUGUCACGUUAGCCAGCAUUAUGGCGAACUCUAAUAUUAAUCCUUUCCACUCAUUGGAAGCUAAGGUAUAUAAAGAUGAUCCAGAAAUUAUUGCGAUGAUGAGGCUGAGGUCAGCUUAUGAGACAAAUGAUAUGGUUGAAGUCCAAAGAAUUUUAUUUGACAAAAGCAUAAAAUUGCUUGAUGAUUCUUAUAUUUCUCAAUAUAUGGAUGAUUUCUUGAGAGGAGUUAGAUUAAGCGUUCUGCAAGCUAAAAUCAAGCCAUAUAAAGCAGUCAGAGUUGGUUUUCUGGCACAGGAGUUGCAGAUUUCGCCGGAUAGUGUGUUUAGCUUGCUUAUUGAACUGAUUAUGGAUGGGAAAAUUGAUGCAAAAAUUGAUCAGGUUGAUGGAAUUGUAGAACUUACCUCUGCAAUAAGUGACGCAACAACUAGAAGAGAAGAGGCGUUCAAGAAAUGGACGAGAAAUCUUCGAUCAAUCAACUCAACUUUAAUAGAAAAAGUAAGAGGUUAA